This is a messenger RNA of Fomitopsis serialis, 1200 nucleotides long. RefSeq names its product CrcB-like protein-domain-containing protein. Gene Ontology annotation, cellular component: membrane. The transcript has 4 exons. NCBI's taxonomy places the organism in Eukaryota, Fungi, Basidiomycota, Agaricomycetes, Polyporales, Fomitopsidaceae. The record is from RefSeq and is a predicted model, not a curated record. Gene Ontology annotation, biological process: fluoride transmembrane transport. Bases 1 to 1200 code for a protein of 399 amino acids. Gene Ontology annotation, molecular function: fluoride transmembrane transporter activity.
AUGGGCCAGGCGCAAGACGUGCACAUCCCAGAGGUCCACCCAGAUGACCUCGAGUCAAACCCGCCACCCACCGACUCUGCCAAGCCCUCCCGGUCUCAAAGUCAAAACGAGGUCGACGCCGGGGCUGGCACACACAGUGAACGGGCUCCCAGCGACGUCGGCUCGGCCCUCGCGCGCCAUGCCUCCCUCAACGAUGCCGCAUCGCUCGCCUCUAUCGACCGGCCGCCCAGCGAGCCGGAGAAGAUACCCGCCGCGAAGAUAUACCACCCGUACCACCCUGCCGUGCUUGCGCUGCUCAUGCCCGCGUCGGUGUUCGGGUGUCUCGCACGGCUGGGUGUGGAUGCCCUAGUCUCAUUUGACGGCGCUGCGAUCUUCCCGCUUGCGUGGGUGCAGGUCGGCGGGUGCCUAGUUAUGGGAUUCUGUCUUGGAAUCAGGGAGCCGUUCGGUCGGUUCUAUGGUCCGUUGUACACGGCCUUCACCACAGGUUUCUGUGGUUCGUUCACCACAUUCUCGUCAUGGCAGUACGCCGUGUUUCAGGCAUGGAUCAAUUCAGGGCGAUACCAUCGGGACUGGCUACGCGACGUGAGUCAUCGACGGCCUCACCCAACUCCUCUUCACACUCGCCCUAUCCUCUCCGCCGUGCAAUUCGGUACACACUUGGCUACCCUCAUAGCGCCGCACUUCCCCCGGCCUCCUUCCCCGAACCGGGUAGUUCGCUACUCCCUCACCGCGCUGUCAGUCUGCAUCUACGCAGCGACUUUCCCCGCCUAUUCCCGCAUGCCCGAGUCGUUCCGCCACCAAGCGACGUCCGCGCUGCUGUACUCCUUCCCUGGGACGCUGACCCGCUACCUGCUGUCGAUCAACCUCAACCGCAGGCUCAAGCUGUUUCCCCUGGGGACCUUCGCAGCGAACAUUCUCGGGACCGGGCUCAUCGGACUCUUCGAGGUGCUGCAGAGCACGCACGGGCCGUUGUCUGUGAACGCGUGCAACGUCCUCAAUGGACUUGCAAACGGGUACUGUGGCUGUCUGACCACCGUCAGCACAUUCGCCACGGAGGUGGACGCGUUGGAGAGCAAGAAGGCGUGGUUCUAUGUCAUCUUGAGUGUUGUCUGCUCCCAACUACUGUUGCUGGUGAUUCUGGGUCCUUCGUACUGGGCAGGCCAUGUCAGCGAACAGCUGACAUGCAAGUACGUGCCGUAA